Molecule: messenger RNA, 1554 nt
Organism: Closterium sp. Naga37s-1
Lineage: Eukaryota; Viridiplantae; Streptophyta; Zygnematophyceae; Desmidiales; Closteriaceae
Source: the annotation of a GenBank genome assembly
AUGUCGCCGGGUCGGAUAUGGGGGGAAAUCAAGCGCAAAACCGAGCACGCCGGCAAAGGCAUCGCCUCCCGUUUAGGGCACAACUUUCGUAGUCACUCGGCUAGUCACUCGGGUAGUCGCAGCGCUCGCCGCGCGCCGGCCGACGACUCCGCGAGCGACGGCAGAGAUCCGCUCGGAGAAGACGACGACUGCCUGGCCAUGAGCCCCGACCGUUUUGCGAACCCGAACCGCAGGAGCGUCUCAGGUUCCGUGGAUUCCGGGGUUCGGCCGCCUACGGUCCGACACUCGUUCUCCGGACCUAUCUCCGGCGAUAAGGACGACGUCGCUGCGCCACGUGUCGCGGAACCGACUAUCGCGGAACGAGAACCGCUGGGGGGUCUGGGGCUGCCUUAUAACGAGUCUCUUGAGAAGAGCAAGGAGGGGAUAGUCGAUGAGCGCACAGACGCGGGUAGCGCUGCAGCGGAUGGAAGGAUAAAGGGUGGAGCAGCGGACGAGGUCCAGGGAGAGGGAGAGGGAGAGGAGAGAGGAUUAGCGGUAGGAGCAGGGGGAGAGGCGAAGGGAGAGUGGGGAGGGUGGGAGAUGUCUGAGGAGCGGUUGGGAUGGUGCGAGGAGGCGUUGAAGCAGCUGAAGAAACGGAUACGCGAGCUUGACGCUGUAUCGAAUGUGACUGGGAAGCAAAGAUUCGUGGAGGAGUUCGAAGGGCUGCGGGCGCAGGCGAGAGCCUCGGGGGAGAGCAGGCAGGAAGCGACCUCGGCGAUGCUGCCAGUCAACCGCCCCAAGAACCGCUACAUUGACGUGCUCCCUUAUGAAAACAGCCGGGUCCUUUUGGGGGGCCAGAGCGGAACACAAUCGGACGGCUCAGAUUACAUCAACGCGUCGCAUAUAGUCACGAACCCGUCGGAGGCACACAUGCCACAGUACAUAGCGGCCCAGGGCCCUCUGGACGACACUGCAGCAGCCUUCUGGCACAUGGUGUGGGAGCAGCGCGCCGCUGCUGUCAUCAUGCUCACACGGGAGGUGGAGGGGUCAAGGAUCAAGUGUGCGCACUACUUCCCGUCCAAGGCGGGUGCAAGCGAGGCGUACGGGCACAUGCGCGUGAGCAACGAGGGGACAGUGGAGAUGAGUGAUGGCGGCACACUGCAGCGCCAACUCACCGUCACCAACGAGUCGACACCAGGCGCGCCCCUCUCGCUGCUGCAUCUGCACUACCUAGACUGGCCCGACCACGGGGUGCCCAGAAGCACGGAGUCCAUUCGGGAUCUCAUCCGCUCCCUCAGAGACUCGCCCUCAUCCAGUGGACCGUUCGUCAUCCACUGCAGUGCGGGCAUCGGGCGCACAGGAGCCUACUGUGUGGUGGACCAUGCAGUGCGGCGUGUGCUGCAGGGGGACCUCUCAGCUCUCAACAUGGCUGCAACGGUGCUGCUGCUGCGGCAGCAGCGGGCCGGCAUGGUGCAGACCAAGGAGCAGUAUCGCUUCUGCUACACCGCAGUGCGCGAUGAACUCAAGCAUCUCAUCAAGACCUUCAACACGGGCCCUGACUCUGACGACUCCUGA